AGAUCAGAGGGUUUAGCAGAACAGACAACGUGAUACCUUCUCAACCGCAGAGGAGAAGCUGCACUUUGCUGGCUCCGUUUCACAGAAGACAGCAGCUCUCAGACUCCGUCCAUCUCUGCUGCCAUGGCCAGACGCAAGCCCAGGAAAGCGCAGUCAGAAGACGCUCCCAUCAUGUUGGAGACACCACCAAAGAUGUCGAAGAAAACCAACUCCUCUUCUCCUCCAGCUUUGCUGUUUAUUACCCUCACGGUCGGGGCAUGUAUUAUGGGCUGGUUCUACAUGCAGCAGCAGCAGCACAGCAUCGGCCAACUCUCCGAGUCUUUCACAACAAUCAACAAGAGAAUCACAAACUUCCAGCAGGUGAUGGACGCAGAGGACGCACAGUCUGAUCCAGGUCUGCUGGUGGAGGAGAGGAUCUUUGCCCUGGAGGAGUCUCAGAAACAGGCCCAGGAGAAAGCUGAGGUCGCCCUGGCCACAUCAGAGGAGCUGAGGAACUCUGACCUCCUCUCACAACUCUGGGCCCUCCACGCUGAGAUGAACACCCUCUGGGAUGAAAUAAAGCAGGCUGCUUUGUCUGUCACAACCCUCCAGGGCAUGUUCAAGAACCAGAGCGAGGGGUUCAAGGUCACGAAGGAGAGGGUCAUGGCUGGUUUGAGUUUCAGCUCAGCGCUGACUGAAACUGUGGCCGGCCUGACCAGCACAUGCUCAAGAGUUGCUGAGCAAGGCGCAUUAGUGGAGGCUCUAAAUGCACAGUUAGAAGGACAAGCCUCAGAGCUGAAUGACCUGAGAGAGCUGCUGUACCUUCAUAAUGUUGCACUUCACACACACAACCAGGAGAUAGCUGCAAUAAAGGAACUUGUAAAGGCUAAGCAGGCCAUGCGCGCCCAGGCAUUGCAGGAGACACUCAGUUCAGUCCGGAUGACUCUGGAUGAGCAGUUUUUCACUUCACAGACCCUCCACAGCAGGAUCAUGACUCAGCUGCACACUUUCCACUCCCAGCUGGCAAACGGACCAUCUAACCACAAAUCAACCGAGGAAGGCCAUCCAGUUGAGAAACUAGUCUCAAGCACAGCACAGGAUGUAAGUGAGCUGCAGGAAAAGAUGGAAGAUGCUCAAGAAAAGGCUGAGGAGGAGGAUGUCAAUGAUGGCACAGAGGAGCAAGCAGAGGAGGACAUAAUGCAGGAGGAACAGCUAACAGAAGAGAACAUGGAUAGGGAUGUCACUGAAACACAAGAAGAAGAUGAAAGUACAUCAGAAGAGCAAGUAGAGGAGGAAAUUAUAGGACAGAGUGAAGAGCAGGAAGACGCUGACGAGACAGCAGAAGAUGAGGCAGCAGAAGAUGAGGCAGCAGAAGAUGAGACAGAAGAAGAUGAGACAACAGAAGAUGAGGCAGCAGAAGAUGAGACAGCAGAAGAUGAGGCAGCAGAAGAUGAGACAGCAGAAGAUGAGACAGCAGAAGAUGAGGCAGCAGAAGACGAGGCAGCAGAAGACGAGGCAGCAGAAGACGAGACAGCAGAAGACGAGACAGAAGAAGAUGAGACAACAGAAGAUGAGGCAGCAGAAGAUGAGACAGCAGAAGAUGAGACAGCAGAAGAUGAGGCAGCAGAAGACGAGGCAGCAGAAGACGAGGCAGCAGAAGACGAGACAGCAGAAGACGAGACAGAAGAAGAUGAGACAACAGAAGAUGAGGCAGCAGAAGAUGAGACAGCAGAAGAUGAGACAGCAGAAAAUGAGGCAGCAGAAGACGAGGCAGCAGAAGACGAGGCAGCAGAAGACGAGACAGCAGAAGACGAGACAGAAGAAGAUGAGACAACAGAAGAGAACACAGCGGAUCACAUGUUGGAGGAGCCUUUAGAAGAAGACGCAUCCAAGCAUGAGGAAAUCUUAGCUGAAUUAAACCAUGAUGGCAUCAUGGACACACGCACGGAGGACGAGUAGUUGUGCAUAACACUCCAGUACAUGUAACUUUCAUGCAAAUCACUAUUUCCAGUUAAUGACAUGACUGUGAUUUUAAAGUCUUACAUACAUUAAUGGGAACCAUCUUCACAUGUAGCUUCGGUACAUGGCUGCAAAGGAUUUAAAACAUUUGUUUUAUGGCACACUGGUGGAGUUAUCUGCCAUGCAGACUGUCAGCUGAGUUUUCUCUCCCACCAACCCCUCAGUUUGACACAUAUGUGAAAUAUUCAAAUUAUAUAAAUAUAAGUACUGAUUGCAAGGGUGAGGAUUGCAACUGUUAAUGCAAGUCAUUAGAAUUAUGGGAACAAUUUCAAGCAUUAAACAUCAACAAAGGGACCUGAAAAUUAGAGCAACAUGUUCCAGAAAGGAAAAUGAAAGUAAGAAACUAAAAUAUUUCCAACAGUUGUUCAGAUUCCACUGUUGAACUAGCUCAUUACUUUUUAGAUUGUGUACAAAAUGGAUUUUAAUGGCUUUUAAUUAAUGAAACUGUUUAUCUGUGAUAAAUUAACAUUAGCAGAGUAUGAAAUUAAAAACAGCAUGAAUUGACAAUUGUGUUUUUAAGAAGAAACAGAAGAAAAGCAUGGCUCUACUUGUAAUUUAACACAAGCACAUGUGUGCUGCCUCACUGUAAAGUUAUUUAUGGUACAACUGUACAUGCUGUACAUGUGAGUACAUAUGAUUCCAUUGGUACAUACAGUUCUCUUGUCAUGAAGCUCUUUUGUGGAAAGUACUACUUUCUGCCAGCAGGUGGUGUCUGGAUACUUCAAUGAGGAUGAAGAAUCAACAAAUGUGAUCUAGGAACCGAAACCUUUAUCUUUCAUUCUACAAAGAGCAUCUGUGGUGUCUUUUGUGAUAUUUAUUACAAUAGCAAAAAAGAAAACUCUUAUUCUUUUUGUUGCAAACUACAUUUAGCCUUACUCCUCAGCCUUCUAAUAUCAUCAGACUUCUGUUAACCUUCUAUGUCAUCUUCUGGACUGAAGCUAAUGGAAAAACAAUAGCAAGCACAUUUCCAUUUAUUUCACUGACAAUUGGGCAUUUUUUAAAAUCUUAUUUACAUUUUUUGAUGAGCUUGCAGCAGAUACAGACUAUAGGUUUGUUCUGACAACUAACUCUGACUCUGGAAUUAAUAAGAAUAUGAAGCAGAAUAUAGAAUGAAGCCUCUGCUAUACACUACCAGUCAUAAGUUUGGACACACCUCAAUGUUUUUUCUUUAUUUUCAUGAUGACAGUAUUUACAUUGUAGAUUCUCACUGAAGGCAUCAGAACUAUGAAUGAACACAUAUGGAACUAUGUCGUAAACAAAAAAGUGUGAAAUAAGUCUAAACAUGUUUUAUAUUUUACAUUCUUCAAAAUAGCCACCCUUUGAUUACCGCUUUGCAUACUCUUGGCAUUCUCUCUAUGAGCUUCAUGAGGUAGAACCUGAAAUGGUUUUCACUUCACAGCUGUGCCUUGUCAAGGUUCAUUUGUGGAAUUUCUUGCCUUCUUAAUGGGGUUGGGACCAUCAGUUGUGCAGAAAUCAGGUUGGUACACAGUUGACAGUCCUAUUUGACAACUGUUAGAAUCCAUAAUAUGGCAAGAACCAAUCAGCUAAGUAAAAAGAAAUGACAGUCCAUCAUUACUUUCAGGACUGAAGGUCAGUCAGUCCGGAAAAUUGCAAAAACUUUGAAUUUAUCCCCAAGUGCAGUCGCAAAAACCAUCAAACGCUACGAUGAAACUGGCUCACAUGAGGACUGUCCCAGGAAAGGAAGACCAAGAGUCUCCUCUGCUGCUGAGGAUAAGUUCAUCUGAGUCACUAGCCUCAGAAAUGGCAAGUUAACAGCAUCUCAGAUUAGAGCCCAGAUAAAUGCCACACAGACACAUCUCUACAUCAACUGUUCAGAGGAGACUGAACCAAUCAGGACUUGAUGGUCAAAUAGCUGCUAAGAAACCACGACUUCAGGACUAUUUCAGGUUCUACCUCAUGAAGCUCAUCCAGAGAAUGCCAAGAAUGUGCAAAGCAGUAAUCAAAGCAAAGGGUGACUAUUUUGGAGAAUCUAAAAUACAAACAUUUUUUGACUUAUUUCACUUUGUUUUUUUUUUUUUUACUAAAUAUUUCUGUUUGUGUUCAUUCAUAGUUUUGAUGCCUUCAGUGUGAAUCUACAAUGUAAAUAGUCAUGAAAAUAAAGAAAAACUAUCAAAGGAGAAGGUGCGUCCAAACUUUUGAGAGGUAGUGUAUAUCACCACCUGAGAACUCCACCACCUCCAGCAUGCAGAUUGUAUUGGAUGGCUUUUCAUCCAAAUAUUUAGUAAUAAACCUUUUCAGUAUCAAUGUA
Molecule: messenger RNA, 4267 nt
Organism: Amphiprion ocellaris (clown anemonefish)
Lineage: Eukaryota; Metazoa; Chordata; Actinopteri; Pomacentridae
Product: glutamic acid-rich protein-like
Exons: 4
Coding region: 124-1938 (604 amino acids)
Source: RefSeq, a predicted model, not a curated record